This is a messenger RNA of Parasteatoda tepidariorum (common house spider), 539 nucleotides long. It is a transcript of the gene Polr2J, whose product is annotated as DNA-directed RNA polymerase II subunit RPB11. Gene Ontology annotation, molecular function: protein dimerization activity; DNA binding. Gene Ontology annotation, biological process: transcription by RNA polymerase II. Gene Ontology annotation, cellular component: RNA polymerase II, core complex. NCBI's taxonomy places the organism in Eukaryota, Metazoa, Arthropoda, Arachnida, Araneae, Theridiidae. The record is from RefSeq and is a predicted model, not a curated record.
UCCAUGAUUCGAAUCAAAACAGUUUAAUCCUUAAAAAAGAAAAGAAAAGUCGUUAAAGGUUUAAAUAUUUCCUUCCAUAAUUGAGUAAAUUGCUUCAAAGAACCUGAAAUGAAUGCCCCACCUGCUUUCGAGUCAUUUCUAUUGUUCGAAGGAGAAAAAAAAAUCACUAUAGAGAAAGAUACUAAAGUUCCAAAUGCUGCAAUUUUUACUGUUAAUAAAGAAGAUCAUACUCUUGGCAACAUGAUUAAAAAUCAACUUUUAAAGGACCCCAAUGUAUUGUUUGCUGGCUAUAAAAAUCCUCAUCCUUUAGAGUAUAAAUUUCUUCUUAGAGUGCAAACUGUCAUGGAAUACUCUCCUCAAGAAGCUUUCACGAAUGCUAUCACUGAUUUGAUUAGUGAACUUUCCCUCUUGGAAGAAAGAUUCAAGGAGGCUGUGAGAGAGAAACAAGAGGGAAUAGAUUAGAUUUAGUUCGCCUUUUCUACUGUAAAGAACAUUGUAUUAUAUUAUCAUCAUUUUGUGAAUAAAACCUUUGUUUAAAA